Molecule: messenger RNA, 305 nt
Organism: Staurois parvus
Lineage: Eukaryota; Metazoa; Chordata; Amphibia; Anura; Ranidae
Source: the annotation of a GenBank genome assembly
AUGUAUGUGAAAUGGUUUGGUACAGUAAUGUUUUACUAUGUGAUUUUAGUGAAUGUCACUUUUUGUCAUUUUCAAAUUUCCCGCCGUUCCGUCCCCCAUACAUCCUGAUGCUCGCAGAGGACGGAACCCAGAUGACAGAUGCCGGCAUUGCCGGAUUACAUUGCUGGGGACACUGCAGGAGGGACAUCGCGGGAGCGCAGGACAAGGUAAGUGACCGAGGGAUCGUGGAGCAGCGCCGCAGGGUAAGCCCGAGUGUAGCUCGGGGUUACCGCUUUUGCUACACUCGGGAAUACCGCCAGGGAGGU